CCACAGUCAACGCACCAGGCUGGGGCAGAACUAUCUUGACUGCGGACUGUCUCUUUGGCAGCAGGCGGGAUCUAGUGAUCAGAGGCUACCGGGCGAAGUCGGGCGGAGAGCAGCGUGGUCUAUUUUGUGAACGGCUGAGAAUCGCCGGGGUAUAAGUUACUCUGAGUUCGCGGAUACACUGCCAACAUGUCUGGAGAUGACGAGACACAGGAGCAGACCAUCGCUGACGACUUGGUGGUUACAAAGUAUAAGAUGGGAGCCGAGAUUGCGAAUCAGGCCCUGAAGGCUGUAGCUGUGGCAGCUAUGGCUGGAGUCUCUGUGCUCAGCCUGUGUGAAAAGGGAGAUGCCUUCAUCAUGGCAGAGACUGGGAAAAUCUUCAAGAAGGAAAAAGACAUGAAGAAAGGUAUCGCUUUUCCUACUUGUGUGUCAGUUAACAACUGUGUAUGCCAUUACUCACCUCUGAAGAGUGACCCUGAUGUCAUACUGAAGGACGGGGACCUGGUCAAGAUUGACCUGGGUGUGCAUGUUGAUGGCUUCAUCUCAAAUGUGGCUCACAGCUUUGUUGUUGGGGUGACCAAGGACAACCCAGUGACAGGGAGGAAGGCUGAUGUUAUCAAAGCAGCUCACCUCUGUGCUGAGGCUGCUCUGCGUCUUGUCAAGCCAGGAAACCAGAACACACAGGUCACAGAAGCCUGGAACAAGAUCGCAAAGUCAUUCAAGUGCUCCCCUAUUGAGGGCAUGCUGUCCCAUCAGCUCAAACAGCAUGUGAUUGAUGGGGAGAAAACCAUCAUCCAAAACCCAACAGACCAGCAAAAAAAGGACCAUGAGAAGGCUGAGUUUGAGGUGCAUGAGGUAUAUGCAGUUGAUGUGCUUAUCAGCACUGGAGAGGGGAAGGCAAAGGAUGGAGGUCAGAGGACCACUGUUUACAAACGAGACCCCAACAAGGUGUAUGGCUUGAAGAUGAAGACGUCUCGGACAUUCUUCAGUGAAAUGGAGAGACGCUUUGAUACAAUGCCUUUCACUCUGAGAGCAUUCGAGGAUGAAGGCAAGGCCAGGUUGGGUGUGGUGGAGUGUGCCAAGCAUGAGCUGCUGCAGCCAUUCUGUGUGCUGCAUGAGAAAGAGGGUGAAUUUGUAGCCCAGUUCAAGUUCACCUUGCUGCUCAUGGCCAACGGACCCCUGCGAAUCACCAACAGCCUCUUUGAGCCAGAACUCUACAAGUCUGAGCAUGAGGUGGAGGACCCAGAGCUGAAGGCUGUUUUGUUUACCUCAGCCAGCCGUAAGACUCAGAAGAAGAAGAAAAAGAAGGCUUCAAAGACUGCUGAGAGUGCAGCAGGACAGACAACGGAGACCGAAGCUGCAGAAUAGAUUCUCUGUCCAAGAAAUUCUGACAGACAUCUGACGGCCCAAAGAACAGACGUCACCGAUCCUUCUGUCCCAGCUGUGUGAGGCACUUGCAGCCAUAGCUGCUGUGAAUACCUCAGAAUCUAACUGAUGUCAGUCUGGGAUGAUGCUGCUCCUAAAAUCUGUUGCUCCACAUAAAACACACACACAUGUCCCUAGCAAAUCUCACUGUCCAUGAGACAGCCUCAUUCUCUUAAACAGUGGACACAGUUCUUCUGCGAGAGAGGAUAUUUUGUGCAAGUGCUUAUACUCACUGGAACGUUUGACUGUCCUUGAGCCUUCGUCCCUUUUUCCACAAUAACUGUAGUAAAAGAUUUGGAAAAUGAGUCUGACAGAGCAGCCAAGGAUGAUGAAUACACAGUACUGUGUCAAUGUAAUCGUUUGGCUCUUUGAUAACUUCCUUGAGGUCAUAAACCUGAAGCCAUGCUUUUGAAAUGAAUGUUAACUUGUCAUGGGCAGAAAUGUGUAAACACCCACAUGAUGUCAUGAUGUUCACACAGUUUAAAGCAUGAAAUUAUUGGUCAUCAUUACUGCUGAGUUCAGCAUAAUUACAGCAUUUAUCUUGCUCUUGCUUAGUUAUGUCUACUAGUACUUUGUGUAUACUUCUAGGCAUCUACUGCAGGCUACUUGGCUAACAAGCUGUCAUUUUAAGACCUACCAUUGACCUACCAUUUGAGUAAUUUAACUAGUAAAUUGCAAACAAUUUUUUUUUUUUUUUUUUUUUUUUUUUUUUAAGUUGUGGAUGGUCUAACUCCUGCCAAGGGUUCAGCAUUCAGUCUUCUGGUGCCACUGCUAAGCCCGACAGUCUGUGUUUACAUAAGAAUUCCAUACCUGUUAAAUAUAUGGAUGCCUUUGUAAAACAAAUCCCAGUUUCAGAGACUAUUUUUGGAAACAUUAAAAGCCACCUGACAUCA
Monopterus albus (swamp eel) is the source of this 2315-nucleotide messenger RNA. It is a transcript of the gene pa2g4b, whose product is annotated as proliferation-associated 2G4, b. The record is from RefSeq and is a predicted model, not a curated record. Bases 187 to 1365 code for a protein of 392 amino acids. Lineage: Eukaryota; Metazoa; Chordata; Actinopteri; Synbranchiformes; Synbranchidae. The transcript is spliced from 13 exons.